Aspergillus mulundensis is the source of this 1842-nucleotide messenger RNA. RefSeq lists its product as uncharacterized. The transcript is spliced from 3 exons. Bases 1 to 1842 code for a protein of 613 amino acids. The record is from RefSeq and is a predicted model, not a curated record. Lineage: Eukaryota; Fungi; Ascomycota; Eurotiomycetes; Eurotiales; Aspergillaceae.
AUGACCAAAUACGACAUUCAGACCCUUCUGGCAGCGAAACCAAAUGCUCACAUAGACCUGGAAAGAUUCAGCGACCAGGCGUUUACUAACAACCUGGUCCGGUCCAAUGUCUUGUCCGAGCAGUCCGUCAACCGGCCAAGGAACGUGUCCGGCGGCAAUCCCCGUCGCAAUGGACUUGCGCCAUUAGUACUGAACACGCAGAAUGCCCCUCGUCAGCCAGAGCAUGAAACCUUGUCGUCUUCCAAUUCUCAGUUUGACGACGCAUUUGUGCGAUUUGUAGAGCAGCACACGUCUCCGAAACCACAACGAGUCACUGCCGGUGGCCGCAUCGUACCGAUGAAUCCGUGGGAUUCUCCUCCAAAAUGGAGUCUGCCUUUGAGUUCCAAGGCCGCGAGUGCUGCAAACAGCGAGGUGUCCAAGAACGCUGGUUCGGUUGCGAAAAGCGAAGCAAAACCGAAACCUGAAAACCGACCCAAACAGCAGGCAACCAACCCCGAGAGCAAGGCCCCAAAGUCAAACCCCUUGCCUGCAGAUGCCGCCAACGCUCCAUGCUUCCAGCCUCUCGGCAACACAAGCCCGUUCCAAUAUGCCAGCGCUCCCUUCGGUUCUCAGCAGCCACAAGGACCUGCGUUGCCCGCUUACCCAGUCCUCGGUAUCGGUGGUGAUAACUUCUUGAAUGCUUUUGCUCAGCCGCCAACUCCAUCACAACUCAUUGGUGCACAACCCUCGCCGGCCGCUUUCGCAUUUCAGCCACACCCGUCUCCUACAGCGACAGCGGGAUUCCCAGGCUUGAAUGCAUUUCCGCCCGCCCCGUUUAGUCCUUACCAGACGAGUUUCGCACCAAGUCCCUCUGGACUCAAUGCCCAGUGGCCGCAGCUACCCCAGCUGCCCCAGUUGCCACAGCUGCCCCAGCUCCCCCAGCUUCCACAACUUCCACAACUUCCACAACUUCCCCCUCUGCCCCAGAUCCCACAAAUGCCUCAGCUAUCUCAAGCUUCUCCAGCUGUCAGUCACCAAUUACCUACAGCCAAUCAACAAUUCGUCCCAUCUUUCCUUCAGGAUGCUGUGUACCAAAAGUCGCUGGAAGAUGCUACCAAGCAGUAUGAUGCACUUUCUGCGCAACUUUCCCAGAUUGACCGGUUCACCGCGAUGCAUGCGUGGGUCAUCGAUCCGGAGACGAAGAAACUGUUGGUUGAACAACGAAAGAGUCUGGUGCGAGAACUUGACACGGUGAGACUGUACAGGGAGCAUUUGCAGGUGCUCUUCGGGAAACACCUGAUGAAUAAUACUCUGAGAAGCCGCCAGGAGAGUGUUCCUAUCCCAGUCACACCUCCCAGGAACGAGGCAUGGGAGACGCCUACCAAGUCCAAGUCCAGGUCGUUGUCGCCAACUGUCCGCAACCUCUACCGCACCAUCGAAGAGACUGACGAGCGCGGGGAACCAAUUGAUGGGCUGCUCCGUGCACUAUCAGGCGCCUCCAAAGGGCUUGCAAAGAGAUUGAGCGAAGAACGCAAAAACUCGCUAGCUGUUGCUGCUAGAGAGCCUGUUCCCCAGAGGGAGUUGCCUAGCAGAGCUAGCACGUUUGUCAAAGUGAGGGAGGAGUCCUUGCAUGAAGCACCCGAGAAAGCCGAGUAUGCUCAGCCCGUGCAGGUGUCAAGAAGGCUGUGGCAAUCAGAUCCCAUCUCACACCCUCCGUUCCUUUCUCAUUGCUUCAACAAGGAUUGGAGUCCGGUUCUGCAGAAGUCGGCCGCGCCGGCUAUAUCCCAGAACGUCACUGCUCAUGCUUUUCUUCCUUCUUUCGAUGGUGCGGGAAGAUCAGCCGAUGGCUUCGAAGUGAUCUAA